UCACGUAGGGCACCAUGGCCUCACGGGCCAUCUCCAUGGCCGGCUUCCUCCUCCUAACCGGGAACUCGAUGGCGUCGAUCCACAGGUCGCGGGGAGACGUCGCCGCGGUAUCCUUCAUCGUCGCCUCCUACGCCGGCCUUCUCGUACUGUUCUACUGCCUGCGGUGGUUCGAGGCGGCGCCGCCCGAUUCGACCGCCAAGGGCCGGGCGAGGGUCGGCGUCUGGCUCGCCACGACGCUGCUCACGGCCAUGUUCUCUUGGAGGGUCGCCGCGCUCAUGCCGGGGCUCAUGGCCGCCGCUGUUUUGUUGAUGGCUGUGGGCACGAUGGUCGGGGGUUUCUACGCACUGUUUAUUCUUCCUCCCACUGGCGACUGAAAAAGUAGUACAGUAGUGAUCACUUGAUGACCAUCGUUGAAAUCAUCUAAGGUAGCUAUAAUGAAUUUUUCAUGUGUAUGUACAUAAUUUAUACACAUUUGAUUGGUGUGUCACUGUGAAUGUAAUUACUAGUGUGAAGAUAAAGAAAAAAAUUGGGAAAAACCCCAGCCAG
Molecule: messenger RNA, 546 nt
Organism: Panicum hallii
Lineage: Eukaryota; Viridiplantae; Streptophyta; Magnoliopsida; Poales; Poaceae
Exons: 1
Coding region: 15-374 (119 amino acids)
Source: RefSeq, a predicted model, not a curated record